AUGGGGAUGGCUGAGAAAGAGGAAGACGAGGAGGAGGUGAAAAGGGCAGAGGAAAAGGAGGACGGGGAGGGGGGUAACGAUGCAGGGAGUGAAAAAAUGGGGUUGGAAAGUGCUUUGAAUCAUGACAUUGGGAGUGAGGAAGAGGGGACGGUAACGGAAAGAUGGGACGGCGGGGAGGAGGGGGAAGAGUGGGAGGAGGACGAAGAGGAGGAGGAAAUAGAUUAUUACGAUGACGAUGACGACGACGAUGACGACGACGAUGACGAGGAUGACGACGACGAUGACGACGACGAUGACGACGACGAUGACGACGACGAUGACGACGACGACGACGACGACGACGACGACGAUGACGACGACGAUGACGACGACGAUGACGACGACGAGAACGACGACGAUUACGACGCCGACGAAUACGAAGAGGGGAUGUUCAAAGAGCAUCCCUGGGAGCACGAGCUGCAGUCGGGAAUCCUAGACCGAUGGGGACAUGGUGAUGCGGGCGCGGGCAGGAGCGGAUGGCCAAAGACCUCCGCUAACACAACGCUUAAUAAUCGCCUUACUCUCAACAGCAGCCGUAGGAACAGGAGCAGCAGCAGCAGCAGCAGCAGCAGCAGCAGCAGCAGCAGCAGCAGCAGCAGCAGCAGCAGCAGCAGCAGCAGCAGCAGCAGCAGCAGCAGCAGCAGCAGCAGCAGCAGCAGCAGCAGCAGCAACAGCAACAGCAGCAGCAGCAGCAGCAGCAGCAGCAGCGGCGGCGGCGGCGGCGGCAGCGGCGGCGGCAGUACCGACGCGCCUUGGCCAGACAAUAGCACCAGUCGGCUUUUGCCCGCAGCACCCGCUGACAGCCUCUCCGUUCGCCGUACGCUGAGGAAUAUCGCCCGCGCCAAGCGCGCCCCUGUAGUUUCCCCGCGCUGGCGGAGCUCCGCGCACAGGGGGAACGCGCCCACCACUAAACGGCGACCGGCUGCUAGACGGCCGGUGAAACGUAGCGGAGGAAAGGGGAAAGUGACGCGAACCGUGAGAGGACGCGGGACGAGCGGGCAAGGGAAGGCGAGGCGGGGAGGGAGAACGCACGUGCAGGGCGCAAGCGCGCGGCCACGGAAAACCGCCAAGAAACGCCCGAGCAGCAGCGCGAGGAGACCGAGUAGCCGAAGCAGGAGCAGCAAGAAGCCAGUCAAGUCAGUCAAGAAGCCAGUCAAGUCAGUCAAGAAGCCAGUCAAGUCAGUCAAGAAGCCAGUCAAGUCAGUCAAGAAGCCAGUCAAGUCAGUCACGGCAGUGAGGGCAGCAAGCAGCAAGCAGGUGGACUGUCAGUACUCGCGCAAGGGCUUCGGGCAAAACCUCUACCGCUGCGCCAUGGGGUACGCGAAGCGCGCGCGCGUGACGGGUGGGCUCGGGAAGCCCGUGUAUAUCGUGCGCAGCAGCGCGGACUACGCGACGGUGCCCAAGUACGGGACGCUGCGCUGGGCGCUGCAGUGGCUGCGCGGCGGGUGUUACAUCCGGUUCGCGAAGUCGAUGACGAUUCGCCUGAACGCGCGGCUGUUCGUUCCUUCGCACACGAGCAUCGACGGACGCGGCGCGUGGGUGAAAAUCAUCGGGAGUCUGGACGUGAUCAAUGUCACGAAUGUGAUUAUACACAACAUUGCAGUGGAGAACGAGUACGGCAACCACGACCUUAUCCACAUCCGGUCCAGCUGGCGCGUGUGGGUGGACCACUGCAACGUGCAGAACGGCGUACGUGGCACUGUUGACGUGGUGCGGGGCUCCACUGACGUCACCAUCUCCAACUGCUACGUCCACAACAAGGACCUCACUAUGCUGCUGGGAGCAGCAGACUGGGACUCUAUUGACAAGCGCAUGCGUGUAACCAUCUACCGUAACUGGUUCGAUAAGUCAGGCCAGCGGUUACCGCACUGCCGCUGGGGCCAGUUCCAUGUAGUGAACAACCUCUACACCAACUGGGGCUUCUACUGCUUAGGUGGCCGGGCAUACGCAAACAUUCGGUCAGAGCGGAAUGUUUUCCUGCCCGGUCAGCGGAAGGAGGUCACCCCAUGGUUUGGCGUCUCGGCGUUGUCUACCCCCGGGUUUGACAACUCUCCUACAAUUGUUUCGAUUGGUGAUGCACUCUUGAACGGCGCAACUUUCCAUCAGUUCAGGGGUAUGAAGCAGCCAUUCUCCCCACCGUAUCUAAUCCCCAUGCUCACGCCUAACACUGCAGCGCAGCUGCCCUUGCGCGCGGCGGGAUCAUAUAUGACGCUGCCGGCGAUGCAGACGGCUGUUAGAAUUCCCGCGUCCUCGCGCGGACUAUUCAUUGCGAGGAGUGUCACUUCCGCGCGCUCUUCCGCGCCCGCGCGACCACUCCCCGCAGUGGUUGCGCGCUCAGGAGGUGCGGACUCCUCUCCCGGCUCCGCGCAGCCGCCGCCCGCGGCGGGCGCGCAACCACAGAGUGGAACUAGCAGUGGCCUUUCCGCCUCAAGCCGACCACAAUCCGCGUCCGCCCCUCAGCCCUCCUCGUCCUCCCCCACUCCCCCCUCCUCCUCCUCCUCCUCGCCUCUCUCUCUCCUCUCCUCCCCUCCUCCGUCUGUUUCCGCCAACACCCGCGCUCGCCUAUUCGACGCGCCUUCCUCCUCCUCAUCCUCAUCGCCUGCCCGCACGCUGGAUCCCUUGGAGACAUCAUUCGAGGGCAUCAUGGCGUUUGAUGGGCCGGGUCCUGAGCUCAUCAAUGGCCGCCUGGCCAUGCUGGGAUUCGUAGCAGGGAUGAGUCGGGAGGUGGUAGGCGGGGUGUCACUGCAGCAGCAGCUGACAGACCCCGGCGAGACGGGCAUAGCAGCGCUGCUGCUGGCUGCUGUCCUCGUCUCCCUUGCCUCGCUGCCUCCGCUGCUCAAGGGAGUUCGGCCAGAAGACCACAGCUUCCUCCUCUUUUCCUGGGAGGCGGAACAGCUGAAUGGACGAGUUGCCAUGCUUGCAUUUGUUGGGGUGUACACUGUUGAGUACCUUGCUAGUGUUCUCUUGCAGUAG
Molecule: messenger RNA, 3012 nt
Organism: Closterium sp. Yama58-4
Lineage: Eukaryota; Viridiplantae; Streptophyta; Zygnematophyceae; Desmidiales; Closteriaceae
Source: the annotation of a GenBank genome assembly